CCGAACCAGUGUCAUGUAAAAAUCACUAACUCACGUCACAAGUCAUAACCUGAAAAUCCAUUCUGCUUCUUUCCUAUUCUAGAUAAGAGUCUGAUUAUUUUUUUUGUGUGGAUGCUACAGAGAUGAAUAGAAAUGGCUACCGGAGAAAACAGAACCGUGCCGGAAAAUCUGAAGAAACACCUCGCAGUUUCAGUUCGAAACAUUCAAUGGAGCUAUGGAAUAUUUUGGUCUAUCUCUGCUUCUCAACCAGGAAUGCUGGAAUGGGGAGAUGGAUACUACAAUGGAGACAUUAAGACGAGGAAGACGAUUCAAGCAGUGGAAGUCAAAGCUGACCAGUUGGGUCUUGAGAGAAGCGAGCAGCUUAGAGAGCUUUAUGAAUCUCUCUCGCUCGCGGAUUCCUCAGCCUCCGGUGGCUCUCAGGUCAGUAGACGAGCUUCCGCUUCGGCUCUCUCUCCUGAAGAUCUCACCGACACCGAGUGGUACUACCUAGUAUGCAUGUCUUUCGUCUUCAACAAUGGUGAAGGAAUAACGGGAGGAGCAUUAGCAAACGGAGAACCAAUAUGGCUAUGCAACGCUCAUACCGCCGAUAGCAAAGUCUUCACUCGCUCUCUUCUGGCUAAAAGUGCUUCGCUUCUGACAGUAGUUUGCUUCCCAUUUCUUGGAGGAGUCUUUGAGAUUGGCACAACCGAACAUAUUACAGAGGACUUGAACGUGAUACAAUGCGUGAAGACGUUAUUCCUUGAAGCUCAUCCUUAUGGAACUAUAUCAACGAGAUCUGAUUAUCAAGAAAUAUUUGAUCCUCUAAACAGCGAUAAGUACAUUCUUGGAACUGAAGCUUUUCCCACAACUUCUACAAGUGGGUUUGAACAAGAACUAGAGGAUCAUGAUUCGUUUAUCAACGGUGGUAGUGCGUCUCAGGUACAAAGCUGGCGGUUUGUGGGUGAAGAACUCAAUAACUGCGUUCACCAACCGCUUAACUCUAGCGAUUGCGUUUCCCAGACGUUAGUUGGAACAACCGGGAGAGUUUCUUGCAAUCCAAGAAAGAGUAGGACUCAACGGUUAAGUCAAAUCCAAGAACAGAGUAACCGUUUGAAUAUGGACGAUGAUGUUCAUUACCAAGGCGUGAUCUCGACGAUAUUCAAAACAACGCAUCAGCUCAUUCUUGGACCGCAGUUUCAGAACUUUGAUAAGCGGUCAAGUUUCACGCGCUGGAGGCGGUCGUCAUUAUCAGCAAAAACGUUGGGAGAGAAGUCGCAAAACAUGAUAAAGAAGAUUAUUUUCGAGGUUCCUCGGAUGCACCAGAAGGAGUUGUUGUUACCAGACACACCCGAAGAUAACAUGUUUAAGGUUGGGGAUGAAACCGGGAACCACGCCUUGACCGAGAGGAAACGCCGAGAGAAGUUGAACGAUCGGUUCAUGACGUUGAGAUCAAUCAUUCCUUCGACUAGUAAGAUCGAUAAAGUGUCGAUUCUUGAUGAUACGAUUGAUUAUCUUCAAAAACUGCAAAGACGGGUUCAAGAACUGGAAUCUUGCAGAGAAUAUACCGAUACAGAGAUGCGAAUGCCUACGAAAAGGAAGAAAUCGGAAGAUGAAGAUGAGAGAGCAUCGGCUAAUUGUUUGAACACCAAGAGGAAGGAGAGUGAUGUGAAUGUAGGAGAGGAUGAACCAGCUGAUACCGGUUACGCUGGUUUAACUGAUAAUCUAAGGAUCGGUUUGUUUGGCAAUGAGGUGGUUAUUGAGCUUAGAUGUGCUUGGAGAGAAGGGAUAUUGCUUGAGAUAAUGGAUGUGAUUAGUGAUCUCAAUUUGGAUUCUCACUCGGUACAGUCCUCGACCGGGGACGGUUUACUCUGCUUAACCGUCAAUUGCAAGCAUAAAGGGACAAAAAUAGCCACAACAGGGAUGAUCCAAGAGGCACUUCAAGGAGUUGCAUGGAUAUGUUAAAGACUUCACGGUUUAGAUUGACAGAAUUAGUUUUUAUUCUGUUUUGGUUUUCCGAUCUAAUGUACUCAGUGAUUCAAACUGGAUUUUGUGAUUUUGAAUUUUUUGAAGAUCAUUUAGAAUUCUGGUAAAA
Molecule: messenger RNA, 2071 nt
Organism: Raphanus sativus (radish)
Lineage: Eukaryota; Viridiplantae; Streptophyta; Magnoliopsida; Brassicales; Brassicaceae
Product: transcription factor EGL1
Exons: 7
Coding region: 133-1941 (602 amino acids)
Molecular function (GO): protein dimerization activity
Source: RefSeq, a predicted model, not a curated record